This is a messenger RNA of Oryza brachyantha (malo sina), 1733 nucleotides long. Its product is annotated as 5'-nucleotidase SurE. The transcript is spliced from 10 exons. Gene Ontology annotation, molecular function: nucleotidase activity. NCBI's taxonomy places the organism in Eukaryota, Viridiplantae, Streptophyta, Magnoliopsida, Poales, Poaceae. The coding region runs from base 135 to 1394 and encodes 419 amino acids. The record is from RefSeq and is a predicted model, not a curated record.
UUUCCUCUCUCUCUCUCUCUCUAUACACCCUCGCGUUCCAUUCCACCUCUCCCUUCCUUCGUCCGUACACCUCUCUCUCCUCCCCUCUCUCUCUCUCCUCCACGCCCCCGGCGAGGCGAGGCGAGGCGAGGCCGAUGGCCGCGAGCUCCGGGGACGACGCGCCGCGGCCCAAUCCGCUCCCGUCCGCCCUCGUGUCCAACCUGCAAUCCGUGCUCGCGGCACGCCGACCGCCACCGGCUGCGGAUGAACCCGGCGCCGCGGCCGCCGAGACGUCGGCGACAGAGGCGGAGUCUUCGGGGGCUCCUCCCGUGGCCGAUGAAGGUCCGGCGAAGCCGGCCGUCCUCCUGACCUGCGCCGGCGGGAUCCGGUCGCCGGGUCUCGCGGCUCUCGUCGACGCCCUCGUCGCGGGCGGCCGCUGCGACGUCCACGUAUGCGCGCCCGAAUCGGACAAGCCAUCUUGCGGCCAUUCCAUUACCAUCCACGAGACCAUUGCAGCGACAUCGGUGGAUUUCACAGGCGCCAAAGCUUUCGAGAUAUCAGGGACACCAGUGGAUUGCGUCUCUUUGGCAUUAUCUGGGAGGCUGUUCUCUUUUACGGCGCCUGCUUUGGUGAUCAGUGGCAUCAAUGCUGGGCCAAAUUGUGGAUAUGAGAUGUUCCAUUCUUCUGCCAUUGCUGCUGCAAGGGAGGCCUUACUGUAUGAUGUUCCUUCGAUCACAAUAUCAUUGAAUUGGAAGAAGGAUGAAAGCAAAGAUACCGACUUCAAGGAUGCUGCUUUGGUUUGUCUACCAUUGAUACAUGCUGCCUUGGAAGGCAUUGAGAAAGGAACCUUCCUCAGAGGUUGCUUACUAAACAUUGGGGUUCCAAGCUCACCAACUACAAACAAGGGUUUCAAGCUGACAAAGCAAAGUGUAUGUUGUCCUGCCCAAAGUUGGCAAGGUGUGUCAGCAAGCAGACCUACGCCUGCUACUCACUUCAUGGGCAUGCACCAAAGCCUUGGUAUUCAGCUUGCACAACUUGGGAAGGAUGCAUCUGCAGCAGGGGCUGCACGCAGAACUAAUGCUCAGCGGAAGAUUGUUGAGGUUGAGUCUGUUGCAGCUACAGGGAAACGAGAGGUUCGAGAAGUAGUGAAGAAGCUUUUCCGUGCUGAGUUCAUCGAAAAGGAGCAUGAAUGUUUAGAUGAGGAUAUCGAUUUGAGAGCUUUGGAGAAUGGAUUUAUAUCUGUCACUCCUCUGAAUAUACAUGGGCAUGUGGAGCCUGAAACUGGAGUAACUGCUUCAGAUUGGCUCUCGGCAGCUGUGGCUCCAGACAAAGCAAAGGAAGAUUCUGUAGUUACAGCAGAAGAACAAGAUGCUCCAGAUGUAGCCGAGGAAAAAGAAGCUCCUUCAGCAACCUAACAUCAGACAUGUAUACACUCUAGCUGUUUUAGUUCUUGGAACGAUGCCUUUUCUCUUACCUUUCUUUUUUUUAUCGGUUUGAUUUGCUGUUAGUCUUUUGCAGUUCAUAUUUGCCUACUGCAAUCUUUAUUUUUGUUCAUGUUCUCUGAUGAUUGCCUUUGUUUCUCGUCAUGUGAAAUGAUUUCGUGCUGGAGACCCUACAGUUUGAAUGUAAACACGUAGGCGAUGGCAUCUGCUUGAUGAAAUACUUCCAGCCACCACCACUGUUUUUUAGUGUGGUUUGUUCCAGUAAAUGUUGUAUUCAGCAUUGGAUGGAUGAAUUGAUUUGUUUUUUUUUCA